Messenger RNA from Conger conger (European conger), 2691 nucleotides. It is a transcript of the gene becn1, whose product is annotated as beclin 1, autophagy related. NCBI's taxonomy places the organism in Eukaryota, Metazoa, Chordata, Actinopteri, Anguilliformes, Congridae. Gene Ontology annotation, biological process: cellular response to nitrogen starvation; late endosome to vacuole transport; autophagy. The record is from RefSeq and is a predicted model, not a curated record. The coding region runs from base 179 to 1522 and encodes 447 amino acids. The transcript is spliced from 12 exons. Gene Ontology annotation, cellular component: phosphatidylinositol 3-kinase complex, class III, type I; phosphatidylinositol 3-kinase complex, class III, type II; phagophore assembly site.
ACCGGAAGUUUUCAUUUAGGGAAAGUUCUGAGAUGUCUGUUGUAUUUCAGAUUGCAUAAUUUUAUAAUAUUCCGACAACAUAUUCUAAGGUUUAUUGCUGAUGCUGAAUGAGUCGUAUCAACAGAUACUGAAGAUUCAUACCCCAUACGGAGAACACUCGGAUCGAGAGUGAUACAUAAUGGAGGGUUCAAAAUCCUCCAGCACCACCAUGCAGGUGAGCUUCGUCUGUCAACGCUGCAGCCAGCCCCUCAAACUGGACACCUCCUUUAACGUGCUGGACCGCGUCACAAUCCAGGAACUCAUUGCUCCACUAGUGACGGUGACACCAAGCAAACAGACAGAGAGCAACGAGGGCGAGAACGCUCCUGAGGAAACCUUUGUGGAAAACAAGCAAGAUGGCGUGGCAAGAAAGUACAUCCCACCAGCGCGAAUGAUGUCCACAGAGAGCGCCAACAGCUUCACUCUAAUUGGGGAGGCGUCGGACGGGGGCACCAUGGAGAACCUCAGCCGCAGGCUGAAGGUGACCAGCGACCUGUUCGACAUUAUGUCGGGGCAGACGGACGUGGACCACCCCCUGUGUGAGGAGUGCACAGACACCCUCCUGGACCACCUGGACACGCAGCUCAACAUCACAGAGAAUGAGUGCCUCAACUACAAGAACUGCCUGGAGCUGCUGUCCCACCUGCAGGAGGAGGAGGAGGACACCCUGCUGGCGGAGCUGCAGCAGCUGAAAGAGGAGGAGGAGUCGCUCAUCCAGGAGCUGGAGGCCAUUGAGGGCCAGCGGGAAGCCGUCGCCAACGACUUGGCGCAGGGCCGCAGCCACACCCAGCAGCUGGACACCGAGGAGCUACAGUACCAGAAGGAGUACAGCGAGUUCAAGAGGCAGCAGCUGGAGCUGGAUGACGAGCUGAAGAGCGUGGACAACCAGAUGCGCUACUGCCAGAUCCAGCUGGACCGGCUGAAGAAGACCAACGUCUUCAACGCCACCUUCCACAUCUGGCACAGCGGCCAGUUCGGGACCAUAAACAACUUCCGCCUGGGGCGGCUUCCCAGCGUGCCGGUGGAGUGGAACGAGAUCAACGCCGCCUGGGGCCAGACUGUGCUGCUGCUGCACGCCCUGGCUAACAAGAUGGGCCUGCGCUUCCAGAGGUACCGGCUGGUCCCCUACGGAAACCACUCCUACCUGGAGUCUCUGUCAGACAAGUCCAAGGAGCUGCCCUUGUAUUGCUCUGGAGGCCUGCGUUUCUUCUGGGACAAUAAGUUUGACCACGCCAUGGUGGCCUUCCUGGACUGCGUGCAGCAGUUCAAGGAGGAGGUGGAGAAAGGCGACACCGGCUUCUGCUUGCCCUACAGGAUGGACGUGGAGAAGGGGAAGAUCGAGGACACGGGGGGCAGUGGCGGGUCCUACUCCAUCAAAACCCAGUUCAACUCGGAGGAGCAGUGGACCAAGGCUCUCAAGUUCAUGCUCACCAACCUCAAGUGGGGCCUGGCCUGGGUCUCCUCCCAGUUCUACAACAAAUGAAGGCCAAAGAAGGCCCAUCUUGAUGAAAGCCCCCUCAUUACAGUUAUUUUACAGUUAUAAAAACUAUUCAAAUAAAAAUAUGCUUCAUACUUCACCGUCCCUUUGAGAAGGGUCGUCUGAUGAAACCAAGAUGGAGGCGCAUCCUGUUAGUCCUCGGGAGUGCUGCCAUGUGCCUCUGUCAUUCAUUCAAAUAUUUUGUGAGCUUUUUGAUCAGUUGUUACAGAUACUAUAUGCAUAAUAAUAUAUUUUAUGCCCCCCCCCCCCCCCCUUAAUUUUCUUUAAUGUUAUUGUCAUGCACUGCAAAAACCAAGAAAUAAGUAAAUCUCCAAAACACCACACCACAACAAGUAUUUUAGUCUUGCAUUUAGACUUAUCUUAUUAUUUAUUUUUUUGCUAAAUUAGAAGACUGUCUCAUUUCAAGAUUUGUCAGUGGGGUAAGAAAAUUCCACUUGUCAAGCAAACAACUUCAACAAGUUAAUAUUUUCUACUUGAGAAUAAAAUAACAUCUCGUGUUAUUAUAAGAUUAAAACACUUAGUCAAACUGCACUGAUAAUAUGACUUGACACCAUCUGAACGGCAGAAAAGGUUUGUGGUUGAGACGAAUGUUUAAAAUUAUGGCGUAAUAAAAUUAUACUGAUAAUACACUAAUAUUAUAAAUUAUGUAUGUGUUAAGAAGACUGUUUUCACAGUUAACCCGGUGAGCUGAGUGUGAGAUGCGGGUACCAUUUUAUCGAGAGAAAGGACUUGUUUAAACAAGCUGUUCUUCCAGCAGCAGUUUUUUUGCCAAGUUAUUUCACUGUAUUCCUUCCCUUUGUCUACAGUCGGUGGACUGACUGGCUUGCAGACGUCUGUAGCUGGCUGAAGUUGGUUGGGUUUUGAGUUGGGAAAAUGAAAUUAUUCUGAACGGAUGCAAAGGAUUUAAGUCUCAAUUUCAGCCAGCUAAUGAACAAGCAAACUUGUGUGCAAUGUUGCAUUUUGCAGCAGUGUAAAUUAAACAAUAGCAUUUAAGAUCUUAUGGUUAUUUAUGCACAUUUUACAUUGUUGUUUGUAUUAUUGUAUUGGGUUUGCAACAAGCUAGCUAGUUGCAGAACAUAGUUUUCAUCAUACAAAAUUUUACAAAAUAAAAUGUACUAUCUGUGCAGGAUUGCAAUAAAAUGUGUGAAAGGUAA